Messenger RNA from Phalaenopsis equestris, 1592 nucleotides. RefSeq names its product protein LAZ1-like. The coding region runs from base 1 to 1506 and encodes 501 amino acids. Gene Ontology annotation, molecular function: transporter activity. The transcript has 9 exons. Gene Ontology annotation, biological process: transport. NCBI's taxonomy places the organism in Eukaryota, Viridiplantae, Streptophyta, Magnoliopsida, Asparagales, Orchidaceae. The record is from RefSeq and is a predicted model, not a curated record.
AUGCGGCAGACAACUCAUAAAUCGGGAUGUGCCAUGAGUCCAUUCUUAAUGUUAGUAUUGGCAUUUGUAUUUGCAAAUGAGGCGAGCUGGAUUGCAUGGGCAGCAGCCAUUGCUGGUGUUUUUGUGAUUACUUCAGUAUCACUUUCCAUUUUUCUUUUGCUCCAUCACCUAUCAGCGUACAAGAAUCCGGAGGAGCAAAAGUUUUUAGUUGGUGUUAUCUUGAUGGUCCCUUGCUAUGCUGUUGAGUCGUACGUGUCAUUAGUGAACCCAACGUUAAGUGUUGAUUGUGGAAUCAUCCGUGAUAGCUACGAGUCCUUUGCCAUGUACUGUUUUGGAAGAUAUCUUGUUGCUUGCUUGGGCGGCGAAGAAAGAACGAUUGAGUUUAUGAAGAGGCAAGGUGGUUCAAAUUCUAAGCAACCUCUUUUACAUUUUGUAUCUGAAAAGGGUAUAAUAAAGCAUCACUUCCCAAUGAAUUAUUUUUUAAAGCCAUGGAGAUUGGGUGAAUGGUUUUACCAGGUCAUCAAAAUUGGUAUUGUUCAAUAUAUGAUAAUUAAAACUCUUACUGCCAUUCUGGCCGUUUUUCUUGAAGCCUUCGAUGCAUAUUGUGAUGGAGAGUUUAAAUGGAAGUGUGGGUAUCCUUAUAUGGCAGUGGUCCUCAAUUUCAGUCAAUCAUGGGCCUUAUAUUGCCUAGUGCAAUUUUAUGCUGCUACGAAGGAUGAAUUGGAGCAUAUAAACCCAUUGGCAAAGUUUUUAACGUUCAAAUCAAUUGUUUUUUUGACUUGGUGGCAAGGUGUGGCUAUUGCAUUAUUUUAUUCGCUGGGUUUAGUGAAAAGCCCUAUAGCUCAGGCCUUGCAGUUUAAAUCAAGCAUCCAGGACUUCAUCAUUUGCAUAGAGAUGGGCAUUGCUUCCAUGGUUCACUUAUAUGUAUUUCCUGCGAAGCCAUAUGAGCUAAUGGGUGAUCGGUUCCCCGGCACCGUAUCAGUUCUUGGAGAUUAUGCUUCCGUGGACUGUCCAUUAGACCCCGAGGAAGUUAGGGAUAGCGAGCGACCUACCAAGCUAAGGAUUCCUCAGCCACCUAAUGUCGAUUUUAAGAGCGGAAUAAACAUCAAAGAUAGUGUCCGAGAUGUAUUUCUUGGUGGCGGUGAAUAUAUUGUAAAUGAUUUGAAGUUCACAGUCACUCAAGCGGUGGAACCAAUGGAAAAGGGUCUCACUAGGUUUAAUGAGAAGCUUCACAAGAUAUCUCAGAAUAUAAAGAAGCAUGAGAAGGACAAAAGGAGAACCAAAGAUGACAGUUUCAUAGGCUCCUCGUCGCCUUCUAGGAGAGUUAUUCGCGGCAUAGAUGAUCCGCUUUUGAACGGUACUGUAAGCGACUGUAGCUCGUCGAAGGGAAGACGACACCGUCGAAAAUCCGGCUAUAACAGUGCUGGGAGCGGCGGAGAAAGCAGUAGUGAUCAUAGUUUUGGCAGAUACGAAAUCCGUGGCUAUAGAUGGAUUACCAAGGAUUGAAAAUUUCUCACUAUUUUUUCAGGAGGAUUUACAUACAUACCACUUAAUUCCCUAUUUAUUUACAUAUUUCAACAUCUAAAUUUUAA